Durusdinium trenchii is the source of this 657-nucleotide messenger RNA. Lineage: Eukaryota; Dinophyceae; Suessiales; Symbiodiniaceae. The record is from the annotation of a GenBank genome assembly.
AUGCCGGACCAUGUAUUUCUUCGACAUGUGGUGAACGGCAUCGUUUUGGAAGAUGCCCCCACAGAGGAGCCAAGGGAUGGGGAACUGGACGAGGAGGAGGAGCUGAUGCGAGAAGGAUUGGCGGAGGUUGCUGCAGCUGCUGCCGCUUUGCCGGAUGCAGAAGAAGACCCUCUGCAGAUAAAGGCACCAAAUGGCAAUGCAGCUGCUGCUGCGCAGCAGGCGAAAGCUGCUGGGGUGGACGUCUUCUUGAACUUUUCCGGCUUCGUAGCCAAGAAGGCUGUGGAGCUGCCUGAGCAAAGUGGACCACCUGCGAAAAAGCUGAAAUUGGUGCCUCCGUGGCUGACGGAAGGUGCUGCCGUGCGGGUCCGUGGAGAGGAACUCCCCGGAGCGAUUCUGGAAGUCAAAGGUGACACCUGCCGGGUGCAGCUUGAACGUGCAGGAGACAAGGGGACGACCCUUGUGGAAGAAGAGCUUCCCCUUUCUGCGCUUGUUCCCGUCGCACCUGAAAUCGGCUUGUGCGUCAAGGUGGUGAGUGGUGACAGGAUUGGCUGUACAGGCAAACUGGUUGGGCUGGCGGGUGCAGAAGCUGUUGUGCAGAUUGGAGGAAUGUGCUAUGAAACACUUCCCAUGGGCCAGAUUGCAGUGGUGGCCUCGUGA